AACAAUGUCAGACCUGCGCUAUACACCCUCACCGGAAGAGGUCGAGGGCGAAAAGGGGAUCAAUGUCGAGGCACACCGUCAUGCCGUGUCGUAUGAAGACCUCAAGCCUUCUCGAUUGGAGAGAAUCAUGGGCAAGAGGGUAGCGAGGGUGUAUGCUAGUCCAUACGCUCAGGUCGGCCUGGUGGGCAUGGUCGCCUUCCUGUGCCCGGGCAUGUUCAACUGCCUCUCUGGAAUCGGCGGUGGAGGUCAAGUCAAUGCAGACGCCUCCAACAAGGCCAGCAUCGCCCUCUACUCGACGUUUGCCAGUGUAUCCUUCGUAGCUGGUUCAAUUCACAACAAGCUAGGCACCAGAUGGACACUAUGGCUCGGCAGUUUGGGCUACGUCAUCUACGUCGCUGCCUUCCUCUCUUACAACUUUAAUGCCAAUGAAGGCUUCGUCAUCUUUGCUGGAGCGCUGCUGGGUGUAUGCGCCAGUCUCUUUUGGUCAGCACAAGGAGCACUGAUGCUCUGCUACCCUUCAGAAGGCAACAAAGCUAGGGCCAUCAGCGAAUUCUGGGUCAUCUUCAACCUGGGCGCCGUCAUUGGCUCAGCCAUCGCCAUGGGCCUCUCUUGGAAUUCAGCCACCGGAGCAGCACUGUCUAACGGGACCUAUGCGGCGUUCGUUGUGCUCACUUUCCUCGGGGGAGGAGUGGCAGCGCUGCUCAAGGAUCCAGCGACGAUGAUCAGGACUGAUGGCUCGAGAGUCGUCGUACCCGUCAAUACCACUUGGGCGCAGGAACUCAAGGGACUGUACGUCGUCCUGAGGAGCGACCCCUACAUUAUCCUCCUCUUUCCGUUGUUCUUUGCGUCCAACUUCUUCUACACUUGGCAGUUCAACGACUUCAAUGGCGCCCUCUUUACACUGCGUACCCGCUCGCUAAACUCUCUCCUCUACUGGCUAGCCCAGAUCUUUGGUGCCCUCUUCCUCUCCCUAAUCGCCGACUCCUCCCAUCUACCCCGUCGUACCCGCGCCUGGUGCUCCUGGGCCAUCGUCACCCUCGUCGUCUUUGCCGUUUGGGGUGGAAGUUACUCCCUCCAGUCCCACUACACCAGAGCAAGUCUUAAAGCGGGAGUGCCAGAAGAGUACCCAAUGGAUCUUACUGCAGGGAGGCCUUAUGCUGCGAGAGCCUUCUUGUACAUCUUUUCAGGAUUCAUGGACGCGGUUUGGCAGGUCAACGUCUACUGGCUCAUGGGUGCCAUCUCCAACGACUUGGGCAAAUUGGCAAUGCUUGCUGGGUUCUACAAGUGUCUUCAAAGCGCCGGAGCAGCCGUGGCUUUUGGAUUGGACUUGAAUCUUCAACCUUACAUGACCAUCCUAGCCGUCACUUGGUCCCUCUGUGCUGCUGGACUCCUCUUUGCUGCUCCCCUCAUUGCACUUAGGGUCAAAGAGAGGACAGAGGAGACGCGAUUGGACCGUGGGCGCAGCGAGAGGGAGGCAGAGGCAGAGGUAGAGGGAGAGAUGGAGGCGGAGAAGGAGAAGGAGAGGGAUCUUAAGUGAUUGAAGUGGGGCUGAUCAGAACCAGUACCACCCGGACGCUUUCGACCUCUUCUCACUGGAACGCAUGAGCAUCAGCACCAGCAUCAGCAUCGGCAUCCGGAUCCCACUCCAUUCCUCUAGUAGGCUCCUGUACCUUCCAGUCGUCUACCCUUUUGUGUCUCAUGUCCCGCACACGGCCUCCAUUGAACAAUUCCUUGUCACCUUUCGCCUCGUUCCGCCGCUGUCCGACCUGUAGCUGGAGCUGGAGCUGUAGCUGGAGCUAUAGCGCACCAAGUAAAGUAAGCUGUAAUUCAACAUCAACCCUUUUAUUCCU
Microstroma glucosiphilum is the source of this 1850-nucleotide messenger RNA. Its product is annotated as MFS general substrate transporter. Lineage: Eukaryota; Fungi; Basidiomycota; Exobasidiomycetes; Microstromatales; Microstromataceae. The coding region runs from base 5 to 1537 and encodes 510 amino acids. The record is from RefSeq and is a predicted model, not a curated record. The transcript is spliced from 4 exons.